Molecule: messenger RNA, 2271 nt
Organism: Oldenlandia corymbosa var. corymbosa
Lineage: Eukaryota; Viridiplantae; Streptophyta; Magnoliopsida; Gentianales; Rubiaceae
Source: the annotation of a GenBank genome assembly
AUGAAAGAUGAUGAGGAGCUUGAAUCAUUAUUGGGUGAGAUCCCUCAUGCAAUAUCAUUCAAUCUUAGCCACAUCCAUCAUCUGAAACAAGGGAAUGGGGUUGAUCAUCAUCAAGGGAGGCCUUUUAUGACCCCAAAAGUGAUGAAUGGUAUGAUCUGUGGUUUAGGAAUGUACAAUGAUGCUGCUCCUCCAUUGAGUUUGAGUUAUCAUCAUAAUAAGCAUUCAUGUGAUUCCCCUGUGAGUGGUUUUUCUCUUCAAUCUGAUGGCUCCUCAUCAAGUUUGUUCUCCAGUGGGCAUUCAUUAUCUGAUAAUGGAUCCCCUACCACUCCUCCAUUAGAAGACCUUAAACCUCACUCACACUCUGGGAGUACACAUUUCACAAACGGGUUGUGGAUGGACAUGAGGAGCCCUGAUUCAUACCUGGGGAAGAAAGCUAAUGAGAAUGUGAUUGAUGAACUGAGUUUGUCCAGAAAUUUGAGUAGACUGUAUAUUAAUGAGGAGCCAGAGGAUGUAAAGUUUCGUGGUAAUUGUGGGACUAAUGGAUUCGAUUUUGAUCCACAUGGAUUGUCUUCACCAAACAGUAAAAGCCUAUCUGAUUACGGUAGAUAUCAAUUCGAUACCGGAAAUCACAUCAAUGCUGAUGGUGAAAUUGGUUCUGCAAUGCUUGGACUAGUUCCUGAUUAUAGGUUGGGUAAUCUGAUAGCAUCACAUAAUACCCCAGGUCGAGCAAGUGAACUGCUUUCGCGGUUAAAUGGAGGAAAUGGUGCUGUCAUGAAUCCUCAGUAUUUUUAUGCAAAGAGGCAGGCUGGUCAUCAUUAUGUGGCGUUUCCAGUUUCAGACAUCUCCACUCUGCCUAGGCCUUCUAUGGGUGAGGCUUUUUCUUAUGUUAAGCAGAAUGGAAGCAAUGCUGUAGCUGAAAAUGAUGCAUUUCAUGUGAUAAACGUUCCUCAAUUGAAUCCUUUGAAGUCCCAAAACAGUGUGGAAAAUGUAAUUCACUAUCAACAGCAAAUGGCAAAUGCAUGUAGUAUAUUACCAUCACGCGCAAAAGUUGCUCAUAGAAAUCUGGAGUCUCUUUCGGCUGAAGAAAGUUUGAUUAUGCAAGGGGAAAAUGUGAGUUAUGCUGCAAAGAAUGGAUAUGAUCGAUCUAAGAAUCAGAAGAACUAUCCAUGUGCUGCUGAUGUAAGUCCGCGUCAAGAAAAGCAAUCAGUACUGAAUGGCCAUCCUCAGAUUGCAGGAACUCAUGAAAGUGAUAUAUUUCUCAGACCAUGUGGUUCAUUUUCUCUGCCAUUAAAGUGUGACUCAUUAGCACAAGCACAAGGAUAUAUAUACUGCAUAGCAAAGGAUCAACAUGGUUGCCGGUUCCUACAAAGGAUGUUUGAUGAGGGAACUCCUCAUGAUGUUCAUAUUAUAUUCAAUGAAGUCAUUGAUCAUGUAGUUGAACUUAUGAUGAAUCCUUUUGGGAACUACCUUAUGCAAAAGCUAUUGGAAGUUUGCAAUGAAGAGCAGAGAAUGCAGAUUCUUCUGAGGGUAACUGCAAAGCCAGGAGAGCUCAUUAGGAUCUCAUUAAACACCCAUGGUACUCGCGUGGUACAGAAAUUAAUCGAGACGCUGAAGUCCAGGAAGCAGAUUUCCUUAGUUAUUAAGGCUCUUGAACCUGGAUUUCUUGCUCUCAUCAAGGAUUUAAAUGGCAACCAUGUUGUUCAAAGAUGCCUCCAGUGCCUUAGCAGUGAAGACAGUAAGUUCAUUUUCAUUGCUGCAGCAAAGUACUGUGUGGAUAUUGCGACUCACCAGCAUGGCUGUUGUGUCUUGCAAAGAUGUAUCAGCCAUUCAGGUGGAGAACACCGCGAAAGCUUGAUAGCUGAAAUUUCGGCAAAUGCACUUUUUCUAGCUCAAGAUGCAUUUGGGAAUUAUGUUGUUCAGUUUAUAUUGGAGCUGAAGAUCCCAUCUGCCACAAGCAAGCUGACUUCACAGUUUGAGGGAAACUAUGUUCAUCUCUCCACUCAGAAGUUCAGCAGCCAUGUAGUUGAAAAAUGUCUAGUGACUUGUAAUAAUGAAGUCCGCUCGAAAAUCAUUCAUGAGAUGCUUGCUGCGACUCAUUUUGAACAGUUGCUUCAAGAUCCUCAUGCAAACUAUGUUGUCCAAACUGCUCUAAAAGUCUCCGAGGGUCAUCUUCACAAUGUGUUGGUUGAUGCAAUUGAAUCCCACAAGGCAAUGUCGCGCAACAGUCCGUAUUCAAAGAGAAUUUUCUCCCACAAGCUUUUGAAGAAGUGA